AAGAAAAGAAAAGAAAAGAAAAAAUGCAGUCCUCGUCUCCCCAAUCCCCCCAUCCACACGAAACCCUAGCGGCCGAAUCGCGAUCCCCUUCCCGUCUCCGUCGCAACGGCUCCACCCCUACCCCUAUGAUCGUCGAUCAGAUGCCGAUGCCGCAGAAGCGGCGGCGCCGCCGGAGGAGGCCUCUUGAAGGAGUGUCCCGCCGGCGCCUUGGUGACGGUGGCGCAUCCUUGUCUGGAUCCCUUGUCGAUCCGGACUCUGAUAGCAGCAGCCGUGUGGAUGGAGGCUCUCCGCCGCCCGGACUCCCCGACGACGAGCCUGCUAUGUCUGGAUCCGUCGUCGAUUCCGAUGGAGGCUCUCCGCCGCCCGACGAGCCUGCAACAGAGCCAAGGUACCAUGAAAUUGUUGCCUCGCGCCUCGCCCAAUUGGAAUUGCCAGUCGGCUCGGAAUGGGAGCUCGCCGGUUUGUCAAACAUCCCUUCCCGUGAAAUCCUGGAAGCCCUUACCCGUAAAUCUUUCCAUGAUGAUGAGUCGCGAGCUGCUCUAGUACAAUAUCAAAUCCAGUGUUUCUUGAACGAGGAGACCCAGGAGGGACGAGACAGAGAUUCACAAGAUUCGGCCGUCGUUGUUGUUGCUGAACCGGCCAAUGAUGCUAUCACGAAGCAGCAACACAAAAGCGACUGUGAAAAGCUAGGGGCCCGCAUGACUGAAAUUGAGACUUACACCGAACUGGACCAAGAGGAGACCAACAAGUUCCAUCUCAAGUAUGCGCUUUAUCGCAUCAAAGCUUGCCUGCUGCUGAAAGGAGUGCCGGUUGACAAGAUUGAUGAUGCUGCAUUGGAACGCAAGUACCCUCCAGAGCUUAUCGUCAAGAACGACUACUUCUUUCACUACGUCCAAGAUGGCUUCUUUGGUUGGUAUUUUGAUUCCGAACUCUGUUACAAAAAGUCCUUGAGCGACUACCAGCGGCUAGUCAUUUUCAAUGAUGGUGGCCUUGAGUAUACAAGGUGGAGUAGAUACCGAGCAUUUUAUAGCACCCCUGACGCUGAUAGAGAUUAUCUCCAAUACUGGGAAACAAUUGUGAAGGAAAUUAAAUGGCUUGAACAGUAUUUGCUGACAAAUGAGUCGUCUAUUGAGUGGGCGCGUAUACAUUCAAAGGCCACAUUCCAAGCAUGUAGGAUCGCAGCUGGGUUUCAGAACAUGACUCUGGAACUAGCAGCUGUUGGUUUGCAUGAGUAUAUAUGGAAUGCACGCAUGGAUCUCAUGUUUGAGAAAGAUCGUGAUGGUGUCUUCUAUCAGAUUUGGAAGCGGGUCAAUGAUAAUCAUCAGCUGAGUUUCAGAGAUGCUCUUGAGCAAGUUUAUGGUGAAAACUUGUAUUCAGCACACGACCGCAGUAUGAAGUAUGAGCUGAAUUACGGCGAUUCCAACAUGGAGCGUGUUUUUGCUCGGUGCACAAAAGGAAUUAGUGACAGUGUUCCAGAAUAUAAAGCCCGUGAGCUUAUUGCACAAGAAAUUCGUUGGACGAGUUUGUGUUCUGGAACGUAUGAGCAGUAUGCCAGGAAGAAGCUGAAGAUUGCAGAACUCAUAGGAUUAAUUCCCAAGGACAAGAUAGUAGCUGCAUAGUUGUGUUUGCUAAGAUAGCACCUGUGUAUAUGUGUUGGUAAUGUCUUGCCGCUGGUUCCAUAAAGAUUCCAAGGCUGCAUUAUUCAUCUUGCAUUGAUUAGUUGUGUCUCCAAUUUAUUACAUACUGUAGAGCAAACUGUUCAAAUGUCAUCAUGAAAUGAACAAAUUCAAUUGGUGGAAAAUCCUCGUUGAGACAUUUCCACACAA
Molecule: messenger RNA, 1826 nt
Organism: Triticum dicoccoides
Lineage: Eukaryota; Viridiplantae; Streptophyta; Magnoliopsida; Poales; Poaceae
Exons: 10
Coding region: 24-1619 (531 amino acids)
Source: RefSeq, a predicted model, not a curated record